AAGUUCCGGUUUCCGGUGUAAACAAACGCAAGAUUGUGAUUGAUAAAAAAAAAAAAAAAGGACUCCAAGAAAUAGAAGUGGUUCCAGAACCAUGCCUUUAGAGAACCAUGCCUUUAGAGAACCAUGCCUUUAGAGAACCAUGCCUUUAGAGAACCAUGCCUUUAGAGAACCAUGCCUUUAGAGAUCUUGGACUCAGCAUAUACAAAUUCUGAUGAUUCACAACCACUAGUCCUUUAUUGAGCUACCAUCUCUUUUGAGGAGGAGGGGGCACACCUGUAUCAUCUUGACGUAGAUUUUAUAUAACACCAGAAGGCUUCGGUAUUACCAGGGAAUCAUGUAGAUGUAGAAAGAACUCAUCACCUGCCAUCAAAUGUGUGAUUUCUGACAUGGAGAGGCAGCAGACAAAUGAACAGGCCUUUUGUUCCAUUUUAUCCAAACAGGUGGGCCUGAUGUCUGGAAGUUAGGUACUAGAUUUUGGGAGAGAUUUGGUGUGGAGUUGAACUCGUCUUGUUAGCAUUACAACAUUUCAUAGAAUUUCACGAAAGUCAAACAAAGUCUAGAGGAUCUGAGACUGAGACAACUAUCAACUACAUGUAUAUAUAUCCUAUGAGUCCAUAACAGAAGACAUGAAGUUUUAUAUACAUACAGAGGAUCCACCAUUUACGAUGGUUGUGAAAUGGAAUGACGGUGAUGACCGAUGUCUGCAGAAUCUCAUAGAUAUUUUCCUGAGCAAUUUUAAGCGUAAAUAUCCUGAGGAAGAGGGAAGAGUUGAGAAAUCAACGUUGGAGAUGUGGAAAGGGAGAAAGUCGAUAAAUUUAUCCGGGACAGUUUUGCAAACUAUAAAGAAUAUGGAUGACAUAUACGUAAAGUGGAAAACUCAGUCACAUGGUAAUACAGAACAGAAAACCUCACUUGAAAUACUUCAACCACCCUGUGUGGAGAAAUCAACAAACACGGUCGAUUCAUCUGAAAAGAAUCACCUUUCAGAGUCAAAAGAUUCGUCCUACUCAGUUCGAGACUUCCUGGAAUUGGCUGCAUCCUUGUCUUCCAAAUGCCAGCUUCAACAUGCUAUUGUUUUAUACAAAGACAUCCUUCACAAGGAGCCUAAAAAUCAAAUGGCACUUGUUGGCAUUGCUGAUUGCUAUCUACUGGCUGGUAGACCCACUGAUGCACUGAAGUAUUUGAAACCAGCACAGAAUGUAAAUGACACAGCUUUUAAACUUGGACAGUGCUAUGUGAAGAUGGGUGAGCAUGAUAAAGCAGUGGAGACAUUGAUUGGUUACAGCAAGGAGUUAAGGAACAAAGGAGGGACCACAGCAUCUCAUAAACAGGAUGUCCAGGUAUUGCUAGCAAAAGCAUACAUUGGGAAGAAGCAAACAGACAUGGCUUUGGUACUUUUACAGGGGGUACUACGGGAAAACAAGGAGCACGUGGAUGCAUUGGCAGAGUAUGCUCCCCUGAUUUAUCCCCUUGGUUCUAAAUAUAGGGAAGAGGCCAUGACCAUCAUGUUGACAGUGCUGAUCAACAAAGGAGAUGAUAAUGAUGUGAAAGAGAAAUUUGCUUAUUUAUGUCAACAAGAACAUGGAAUGGAAGUGCUGAAGAGCAUGGCAGGCGCUGCUUGGAAGGAUGUCCCUGCUGUGGUGUUUCUGGCAACAAGUCUCAGAGACGUGGGAGCCAUUGAGCAGGCUGAAGCACUACUGAAGCAUGCUUACAUGUUGCAGCCGGAAAAUCCCCAUACCUUGUUAACCUAUAUUCAUACAUUGGAGCUAGUAGAGAAACAUACAGAUGCUGUCCAAGAAGUAGUGACCUACAUAAAACGAUGGCCAGAAAAAGAAAUAGGGAUGUUCAAGAUUGGCACUCUCUUGCCUAUCAUGACUCACUUCCAUGGUGAAGUACACCUUAAUGUUCCAGAUGUGGAUCUACCAAGUACUGUGAAUCCAGUUUCCAUGGGAACCACAUCCAAGCCUUACUCAGAGGACAUGAACUACCUGUUGGCCAUUCUGUUUACUCUGGUCAAGAUCCUGUAUAUCAAAGGAGCACUGGCAUUCAUCAGGCCUAUUACAAAUUGUUUAGAUUCGCUGACAAAGGGACAUGAACUCCAUAAGACAAAUGUAAGAAAUGAGGCAGCCUACUUCUCAUGCAUAAACCAGGUAAACAAGUUGCAGACAGUGAGAGGUGAGGUGAACCAUGUGGUGCCCUGUGAACAGUAUGUGUACUUUAUAGGAGACAGCCAUUGUGUACCUCCAGCAUGGCAGUGUAUCCAAAUCAAGGGAGAGGAUAAGAUUAUUCAUCCUAUCUUGUCCACUGGAACAAAAAUCUGGCAUCUAAGAGACGAGAGCACAUUUUAUCCCAAGUACAACUUCAAUUCAGCAAUAAGCAAGAUUCCGGAUGGUGCCACAACAGUCUUCUGUUUUGGAGAAAUAGAUUGUAGAGAAGCUCUUUUAUUGUGUGUGGAAAAGGGAAAAUAUGAUAGUUUGGAGGAAGGAAUGGACCGAGUGAUAGAAAUCUACAUUAGUCUGCUGGCCAGGCUACAGAAUCUCCAUGGCUGGGAUGUCUAUGUACAUCCCGUGUUACCUCUGCUUGAUCUCACCAGGUCUGUGGUGAUGCAGUUUAACCAGAGACUGAUAGGCAGAUUAUUGUCUCAGACCAGUCUAAAAUGGCUGGACUUUGUGGACAAUUUGUUGACCAAGGAGAGUGGAGAACUUAAGUUAAAGAAACAAUAUGAGUUUGAUGGAACACAUGCUCAUCCACGUUACCUGAAACAUCUACAGCAAUCCCUGCAAAAUUUGGCGUGACACUUCGGAUGACACCCCAAAAACAUUAAACUCAUAGACAUUUUCUCUGGACCGGGUAUUGAAAAAAAAAAAAUUCCCAAUUAGGAAUCCUUGCAUUCAGAGUGUUUUAUCAAUUUUAAAGUGCAAUGGGCAUUCUUUUGAUGUCUUUUUAAAAAUGGUUGUGCCAUAUAUACAUUUUUAUCUCAGCAAGAAGUAUUACCGGUACUUGUACAAGUAUUUUGCUUUAAAGGAAUAUCAUAUUUUACAUAUCAUAUUGCAUGUACUGUAAGUACAAGGUAUAUUUAGACUAGAAAUACAUUUAGUGUGUUAGUAAAUUCUUGUACUUUGGUCUGAUCAAAGUCUAUCAUAUGUCUGUUUGUCUGUAUAUUCUUACAUCAGUUGAUCUCUCAUAUUUUUUAUCUCUUCGAUGAAUCUACUUGACCAAUUUCAACCAAAUUAUGCAUGAAGUGUCUUUGGCUAAGGACUGGUGAAGGUUUAGACUUCCUUCCAGGAAGAGAUAAGUCAGAUAUUAUAAAGGGGGGAAUCAUUCAUAAAUCUAAUCUCUAGAAUCAUAAGGUUAGAAAUUAUGUAAUAGCUUCCUUGUGUGAGCACGAUUUAAGUUUUUAAAGCCUGAUGGAGGCCACAAUAGGACAUCUGAGUUUACACAAAACAACCCUUACCUAAAAGUGUAUGUUCUUGUAAAUGUUCAGAAAGAAUGAAGCUAUGUCAAGUUGCUGUGCUACAAGGCUAAGUUUGGGGACACAAUGGGGAACCAGACUUUGUACAGGAAUAUGCCCAUGAACAUAUGAAGACAAAUUUCUUUACUUAAAAGUUAAAGUCAAAGUAAUGUGCAAACAUUUUCAUAUAAUUUUUAACUUGGUUUGUUCAAGCCAUUGUCCUGAUAGGAACCAAGAUGGGGUCGUUGUAACUGGUGUCUACUUGGGUGUGGAGCAGUAUGUUCCUCACCUCCGUGACCUGAGUUUGGGUCGUUCUAACUGGUGUCUACUUGUGUUCCUCACCUCCUUGACCUGGGUUUGGGUCGUUGUAACUGGUGUCUACUUGGGUGUGGAGCGGUAUGUUCCUCACCUCCGUGACCUGGGUUUGGUCGUUGUUCUCAGCAGUGGGUGUGAUCUGUAAGAGGGUAUGAUGGCCACCCAAUCAGACAUGUAUUUUCCUCUGGGUUCCUCCCACACCACUGGUCCCUCGUGUCAAUUACAAUUGUGUGAAACCAGACUAAGUCUUCCAUUGGAAAUAAGCUCUUGCUCAAGAUUUCAUAUUCAGGAGUAAAGCUGUAAUUUGUCAAAGUAGUACGCAAGUAAAUUCAUAAAUUGUGCACCCAUUAUCUUUAAACCAUUGCCUGGCAGGAUGGGGCCAAAAUUAGCUAGUCCAAAUUUCAAACAAGUAAGAAUCAUUUUUCAAAAAUUCUUAUUAAAAAGCAACAUGCAUAGCUUCAAUUUCUGAAAAUCAUAUGGAAGCAUCUCUCCCCGAGUGCAGCUAAGUUCUAGUUUUCUACAUCAUUGCUUUCAAUGCUUGCAAUGUUGACCGGCCUCAACCAUUAUAAUUAAAUAGGUCUGUAGUUUACAAACUCCACUUCUCAGUAAGAGUAAAUUUACUCAGGUGAGUGUUGUGGUCCAUGUCUUCCACAUCAUCAAAACAAGAUCAUUUUAGUUUAUUUUAUGUUUAUUUUAAAGUGUGUAUGUCUGAAGUAUGUGUAGGAUUCAUAUUGUGUGAUAGCUGCAGUUGUGUGCUAAUUUAUUAAGAUAUGUGAUAUACUGGUCUUAUAACUACAGGCAACAAUUAAUUUACUAAUGAUUUAAUGAGUUUAUAUUGAACAUAUCUUUUUAAGUCUUUGGUGAUAUUUCAUUGAAUAAAGCAAUCGGUGAAUCCAU
Molecule: messenger RNA, 4663 nt
Organism: Ostrea edulis (European flat oyster)
Lineage: Eukaryota; Metazoa; Mollusca; Bivalvia; Ostreida; Ostreidae
Exons: 24
Coding region: 627-2795 (722 amino acids)
Molecular function (GO): protein binding
Source: RefSeq, a predicted model, not a curated record